This is a messenger RNA of Oreochromis aureus, 6514 nucleotides long. RefSeq names its product calponin homology domain-containing protein DDB_G0272472-like. Gene Ontology annotation, cellular component: extracellular region; membrane. The record is from RefSeq and is a predicted model, not a curated record. Gene Ontology annotation, biological process: lipid transport; lipoprotein metabolic process. Gene Ontology annotation, molecular function: lipid binding. Bases 627 to 4847 code for a protein of 1406 amino acids. Lineage: Eukaryota; Metazoa; Chordata; Actinopteri; Cichliformes; Cichlidae. The transcript is spliced from 44 exons.
GACGUUGUUGUGCGGGUUUAGUGAAGUUUUAAAAACUCCGGGGAAUGUCCUGAUAGUUAAGGAGUCGUCGGUUCGCUCCGCGCUGGUUUCCUUCAUUACAAAUUAGAUGUCCACGAGUGUCUGCGACGUCUUCAAACCUCCGGCAGGAUGGAGGCGUGUAUGAUGAAACCAGAAGUCAAGAAGAAACCAAAAUUGCCCAAACCUCCUCCAAAGUCCACCGAGCUAAGAAAAAUGAACCACAGAGACCUCAGAUACCCCCUCCUGCGGUUCCUCAGAGACCAACAGAUUCUGAACUGAGUCACACGCAAUACAGACUGAAAAAAGUGACAGCAGCAUACAAUGAGAACGAUGAAAAUGUGAAUCAACAACAGACAAAAGAUAAACCACCUGAGACGCCCGUGGUCCCACCCAGACCCACAGAGAAGGAACUGAACGCCCCAACCAGAUACAGCCAACGCAGGACGAACGCACAGACCAAGGACACAGAGAGUGCCAAAGAAACCGAGCAACCCGAAGCUGCUGCGGUUCCCAAAGAUGAUGCAGACUUCAAACAGGGUAAUUACUCAGUCCUUACUGGAUUAUUUCAUCGGAGCCAAAAAGGGAGAACGCCCACUUUCACUAGUUACAUGACGAAUGAAGAGGAAAAGACUGAUGACGUCCCAGUCAAACAGGCUCCCGACAGCAAACCGGGCGUUCUGAAAGGAGUAAUGAAAGGGUUGCAAAUCAAGUCAUCACCAAAGGCCAGCAGAGAGCACAGCCCAGCUCCUAGUGCAGAGGAAGCAGGCCCAGUAAACCAACAAUCUAUAAAGAAAAUCAAGCAAGAAAAAAAUGCAGAACCUAAACAGGAGAAAGGAGAUCUGUUUACUGGAGCAUUCUGGCAAACACCCAAAGAGAAAUCAUCUUCUCCAGCAGUGACGGUCAGUAAAGCAGACAGUGAUGCUGAAGAUGCAGAAGAAGAGGCAAAAACAUCAGAGACGCCCCAUGAAAAGGGAGGUUUCUUCUCUGGUAUCCUUAAAAAAACAAAAAAAUCACCAAAUGAGAUGUCAACACAAGAGAAUCUGAGUGCCCACAGUGACUUUUCUGCCAGCAGCGACAGCCUUUCUGAAAACAAGGAAGAAAAACAAUGGUACAGUGGGAUGUUAAAGAAGCCGUGGAAACCAACAGAAAGUCCUCAAAGUGAUCAGGACAAUAAAGCAGACAGUGGUUCUGAAGACAUAGAAGAAGAGAAGAAAACAUCAGAGACGUCUCAUGAAAAGGGAGACUUCUUGCCUGGCUUCCUUAAAAAGCCAAAAAAACCAGCUGAUGAGACGCCAACACAGGAAAAAAAACGUUGGUACACUGGGAUGUUAAAGAAGUUGCCGAAACAAGCCGAAGCUCAAAGUGAUCAGGACCAGCAGUGCCUGCAUGGUGACUUACCCAACUCUAAUGAUGAUCUGACUGAAGCUCAGUCAAAGGAUAAAGAGUCACUGCAGACUGAGGCAUCGGCCAGCGACGAGAGCACAAAAGAUAAAGAAUCACUGCAGGCGGAGGCGUCAGCUAGCGAUGACAACAGCAGCACAAAAGAGAAAGGAGGCGUUUUCAGAUCAAUGUUUAGGAAACCUCCCAAACUGUCUGAAGGUCCCCGACUGGAGGAGGGUGCUGAGACGUUGCAUGGCGAGCUCUCUGCCAGCACCGACAGCCUUUCAGAAAACAAGGAGAAAGGUGGUUUGUUUAGUGGACUCCUCAGAAGGUCUCCAAAAACACCUGGAGAGGGGAAUUUGUCAGUAAAUAAAGACGUUUCAGACAGCAGUGACAGUCUGACUGAGGCUACUGGCACCAAGGAAAGAGGAGGUGCGUUCAGUGGAAUGUUUAAGCAAUCGCCCAAACUUGCAGACGAUCUUCCCACAGAAGAGGACAAAGAAGCUCAGAAAGAGCUGUUGGCCAGCAAUCAUGACUUGUCUGACAAUGACAUCACCAAGGAGUUGGAGACAAAUAUUGAGGCUCAGUUAUCUGUAAGCUGUGAGAAUUUGAGUGACACAACCAUCACAAAGGGGAAAAAGAAUUUCAGUGAGCUGUUCAAGAGAGCUCCAAAACCAGCAGAUGAGGAAACAAACGCAGAUGAAGAACAGAAAUUAUCAACCAGCGAUGAAAACCUGUCAGGAGCAAACACAGCAACGGAAAAAACAGGAGGAUUGGCAGGACUCUUCAAAAAGUCUCCCAAACCAACUCCACGCUCUGUCGCUACUCAGGAUCCCCUCUCGAGGCAGCUGUCAGCCAGCUGUGACAGCCUCACAGAUGCAGGAGAGGAGGCGGCUUUGGGAAACAAUCAGCUGUCUGCCAGUAAUGACAAUCUUUUAGAAGCUUCGAGCACCCCCAAGGAGAAAAAAGUCGGGUUCUCCGGGAUCACUGGGAUGUUCAGACGGACGCCCAAAACUGAGGAGCAACAGGAAGAUGAGGACAUGGAGGCUCCGGCAAGAAGCGCGCUGAGACGCAAGAGGACCAUCAAGAAGAAAAGACGAGUUGUGUCAUUCCGAGUCAAGAAAACUCUUCCUAAAAUUCCCAAACUUGGCCUGGCUUCACAGACUUCAGAUAAAAUGCCUGUCAUCGAGGAGACUCUCGAGAUGCAGGACAUGAGCCCAGUACAGGAGAGCACGGUGGAGGUUCAGCCGGUGGAGAUGGCUGCUUAUCCGACUGAGGAAAACCCAGUCGAAACCGAGCCGGAAGAGGAUGAGCUUUUGGAGUGGUGGAACACAGUCAAAGGUUGGAAGGAGUGGAAUGAGACUUCUGAUUUCCAGGCAGAGGAUGAGGAAAUGGCGAUAGAGCAGGCAGCCGACCGUGUCUACAUGGCAGCCCGUCUUUUUGUGCGUCUUUUCAACCAGCGCGGGGCGUCCUUACAGCAUCGCAUCCUGGAGCUUUUGGCUAUGGCGGACGCUGCAGAUGAGUUUCAUAAGAAGACAGUGUCGGCCGCUGUGGGCGGAGGCGUGGCCAGCGUCGCGGGUAGCAUCACCACAAUCACAGGCCUCAUUCUGGCGCCUUUCACUUUUGGUGCCUCUAUUAUUGUGACAGCAGUGGGGAUCGGUGUGGCGACGGCCGGCAGCAUCACGUCAGCGACAGCUAACAUCACAGAUACGGUCCACUCCAACAUGGACCGUAAGAAGAUGGAGAAAAUGAUCCAGGGCUACCAGGAGGAGAUAAAAGUCAUCAGAGAGUGCAUGGAGUUUGUGCAGAAAGGUCUUGACACCCUGCAGGAGUGGGAUUUUGAAAAAUAUGCUCAAAGUGCUGCCAAAAAAGCUAUGAACCACAACAUUAAACAUGUGAUGAAAGAGGGAGGCCGUGCGGGAAAAGCCUUGAUGAUCAACACCAACCAGCUCGUCAGCACCGUGCAGGUUUUAAGUAGGGCAGGCGGCAUAGCCAAGGCCGCUCAGGCCAUCAGCGUCACCACAGGCGUUAUGUCGGCACUCUUUUUGGCUUUGGAUGUUUUCUUCCUCGCUAAAGACUCUCAUGAGCUUCGCAAGGGUGCCAAAACCAAAUUUGCCACCAAGAUCAGAGAGGUAUGUAAGGACCUUCAAGAUGGCCUCCUGGAACUCAACAGGGUGAAGACGCAGCUGCAGAAGACGAUGGACGGCAUUGAGGUGGAGGAGUUUGAGGAGGUUGAGGAGGUGGAAGUAGAGGUUGAGGACGACUUGGUGUCUGAUCCAAAGAAGCUGGCUGAGCUGGAGCAGGAGCUGGACCUCCUGGAGGAGAAAGUGGACAAGAACGUUGUAGAGGUUGAGAAGAAGGGUAAAGAAAUGGAGAAGGAAAAUUCAAAAAUUAAAAAGGUGAAGAAAGAGGAGAAGAGCAUAAAGGAAAAAGAUGAGAAGGAGAAAAAGGAGAAGAGCUUGAAAGGAAAAGAUGAAGAAAAGGAGAAAAAAGAGGAGGACAGUAACGACAAAGACAAAGAAAAACGCAAGUCCAAAGAAAAGAUGCCCGAUGAGGAAAAAGAGGAGAAAAACAAGGCAAGUGGCAAAACUGCCAAAGAAGAAGUCCUGAAACAACAGUCUCAGACAGAAAGCAAACAAGGCAAAAACACCAAAAACAGAAUAGCAGCUGUAAAUGACAACUGUAAGGGUAAGGUCAGCAAGAUAAACGAUGAUAUUGGUGCAAAUAAAACAACAGAGAAAGAGAAACAUAAAACUAGAAAAGAGCAGGAGGAAGUGAAAAGCAGAUCAGAGGGCAGCAAAAGUGAGCGAGUGAAACCUGAGAGAGGAAGUGAAAGGAGAAGAAGCAGCAGGGAUGAUGAAGGAGAAAUGAAGCCGCCUGAAAGUACAUCUGUAAAUAAAGAGAAAACAGGGGACAGCAGUCAGAGGAGACAUAGCAGCAGGAGUGAGAAAGGGGUAGAAAGAGGAGGUGAACACCUAAAUAGAGGGACUGGCGAAGAAAGGCAAAGCAGGAAAAGGAGUGAGGAAGAUAGAGGAGUGAAGGACUGGAGAGCUGAAAUGGCAAAAAAUAGAGAAGAAAAGAGACAAGGUCAGGAGACUGAGAACAGGAAGGAGUCGCACCAAGAUCACGAAAUAUCAUCAACGAAGAGGAGAGCGUCACAAAGAGAGUUAGGGGGCAGCAGAGAGAUUUCAAAGAGGAGCCACCACAGGGGAGAGCACAGGGAGAGGGGAGAUGAGAAGCAUGGGAGCAGGGUGGAGAGUGCAAGGAGGCAGUUUGAGAGGGCAGGAGGUGAGGAAGAUGACACAAAGGCAAAAAGAAAAGACGAUGGAGAGAGUCAGAGGAGUAACAGAGAGAGGAGAGGAAGUGAAAGAGGGAGAGAGCAUGAACACAGCCAACCAGGACAACGAGCUCGUGCCAAAGCUCUCCUGCGAGACGGGCUGGACAUUUAAUUCUAACAUCUACCGCCUUACCAACAAAAACAUACAGUGUGUUACUUCAACUAGAAAAUCCACUGCAUCUAUGGUUUCUCACAAUACUGCAGUAAACCAGUGAUAGCUGUGUGUACAUGGAGUUGUACAUUACAAACAGGAGCAGCAGAAGGCUAACUGAACUCCUUUUAAUGACGCAGAUACAAGGACAAAACAGUAGCACUACUGGGGUGGGAGGUGGGGGUUGUCCCACUUCUGACCUGAUGCUCUGUGAGGAGCUUCACGUUGAAAGUCAGGACACUUUGAAAAAGAAGCUGAUUUUUGUCAUCUGACAAUAAGACAGUGAUGUAGGAACGCCAGCAGCAGUAUUGUGAGCUGUCCAGAGAUGCAUUAGAAUAUCGUCUUGAAAUUUUUUAGCAUAUUUGGUUUUUGAUUUUUGACUCCCAGAACAUCUUGAUUACACCUCUUACAAAUGUGAUGAGUACGGGUGUCUUCAUGGGAUUUGUGUGAUCCACAGAUGAUAACUCUAAUGACUUUGAUGCUUUCAGCACGAUUGUUGGGUCAAAGGUAAAACUUUAUUGUAUCAGAGGAAAAUUUACCUUCUGCUACUGUGCAGUGCUAAAAGUAACUCGACAUACAACCUGUAAAUACCCCAAUAAAACAUGGCAAAUGCAAAAACAAUAAAUAAAUAAAUAAAAUCAACACUAACAUCACUUCACAUGAAAUCAAAUCAAUUAUGACACCCGAGAAUACAAGUAAAUCUGCUAAAUUAGAAUUAGAAGUUAUCAUUAGACAGUUAUCAGUAAAAAUAAUAAUAACCAACCGCUGCUAAGCCUUUUGGCAUACUGACACACUACAUAAUAUAGUGACAAUUAGCGUGCUAAUGUUUGCAAUAGGUUCAAACUCUGAAUUUAGUCUCUCUUUCACUCAUUUGCUUCUCCCUUUGAGUGGGAAAAUGCAAGGGGCUCUAUCUGCAAACACUGUGAGACACGACACUAAGACUUCAUAUGAAUCAUUGCAUUUAGAGGGAGCAGAUAUUUUAAGGUCCUGCCAUACAGUCAACCUGCAGAAUGACCCUUGCAAAAGCUUUCAGUGCAUUGUGGCAUGAUUAGCAAAAAGGAGUCUACAGGCCAUCGGCACUUUCUAGUGGACUAACUAAUGCACUAAAAUGGAUAAUAGUAAAAAUAAGUAAAGGGAGGUUAAUAAAUUUAAGAUGUGGCUGAAGUCACUCUGUAACAUUUCUGCAGCUGAAUAAUAAGCAUGUGAAUGGCUGGAUUUGGUGAGUCGGGAUGAUUUGCAGCCCAUGCUAUACAUACCCGUUUUAUUUUCCACAGCUUCAGAGACACUACAUUUAGAUGUUUUAUGUAUGUUUUUGCAAUUGUAGUAUUUGUAUGUGAUAGGUUUGUAGCUUAAAGCUAUUCACUGGAACGUUCAAGACAAUUUAACUACACAGCAAAGCAAGACGCGAGUAGGCAAAGUUCUUUAUGUUUCUCGUGCACGGGAGAGAACUGGACAAACGCCGUUCCUUUGCUUGACCCCAGUUGCUCUCGUCUCGCUCCCCCUGUAACACUGCUCUUUAUUGAGGUUACAUGAGUAUGCAUAGGUUCAUUAACUUAAUGACGUAUGCAUACAAACAAAGAGUACUGUGUGUGUGUGUGUGUGUGUGUGUGUGGGUGUGUGUGUGUGUG